Molecule: messenger RNA, 844 nt
Organism: Delphinapterus leucas (beluga whale)
Lineage: Eukaryota; Metazoa; Chordata; Mammalia; Artiodactyla; Monodontidae
Source: RefSeq, a predicted model, not a curated record
CUUUUCUCAAAUAUGUACAGCCCGGUGUGGACCUCACGGUUCUGCUGAACAACAUACAGGCUGAGUAGGAAGCCCUGGCCAAGCAGAACCGCAGGGAUGCCGAGGCCUGGUUCAAUGAAAACAGUGCUUCACUGCAACAGCAGAUGUAUGAGGAUAUGGGAGCCACCACCUCAGCCCAAACACUGGAAAUUGAACUUCAGUCUCUCCUAGCCACGAAACACUCCCUGGAGUGCUCCUUGACAGAGACCAAGGGCAACUACUGUGUGCAGCUGGCCCAGAUCCAGGCUCAGAUUGGGGCCUUGGAGGAACAGCUGCACCAGGUCAGGAUGGAGACCGAGGGCCAGAAACUGGAGUAUGAGUAGCUCCUGGACAUCAAAGUCCACCUGGAAAGAGAAAUCGAGACCUACUGUUUCCUCAUCGGUGGAGAUGAUGGGGCUUGUGAGUCCAAAGGUUACAAGUCUAAAGAUUAUGUAUCUGGAAAUGUGGGAAACCAAAUCAAAGAUCUGGCCAAACCCAUAGUGAUUAAGAAAGUCCUUGAGGAGGUAGACCAAAGCAGCAAAAUACUUAUCACCAGGCUCCACUCCCUGGAGGAGAAAUCUCAAAGCAAUUAAUUUGAUACACAAGAGAGAGCAUAUGCCAAAUACUCUCUGAGAAGAGAAGGUGUUUUAUAUCUGUCUGGAAAAAUGAGCAAGCCUAAGAAAAAGGUCUGUCCUCUUGCCUUUCUGUUACUGAAAUAUAACCUUUCUCUGGGCAAUCAAUAGCAUUAUCAAUAACAUCUUUGCAUUCAUUUGGAAGAACGUCAUGUACAAAUGUGAUGACUCAUUUGAUUACCUUACAGAAAAUG